Molecule: messenger RNA, 3345 nt
Organism: Uranotaenia lowii
Lineage: Eukaryota; Metazoa; Arthropoda; Insecta; Diptera; Culicidae
Exons: 5
Coding region: 669-3158 (829 amino acids)
Biological process (GO): trehalose biosynthetic process
Cellular component (GO): cytosol; alpha,alpha-trehalose-phosphate synthase complex (UDP-forming)
Molecular function (GO): catalytic activity
Source: RefSeq, a predicted model, not a curated record
GAAAAAACGAAUAUUGUUUCGUAAAUAUAUACAAUCCUGUUUGAACGAUAGAUUCCAGCAGAAGAUCAACCGGCUGUUCGACUCCUCCUGUCUGCCUGCCUGGCGAUGAUGACGCUUUUGACACUGAGGUGAGACUCGCACAAUUCGGUGUUCUGAAGCCAGCAGCGCAAAAGAAUGAUGUUGACUGUUAAUGCGCGGUGAGUCGUCCUCGUCGUUCAACUUUCUGUAAUCAGUGCACGAGCCCAGCCAGAAUCCAAUCCGGGGACGGUUGUUGAUGUUGUUGAACGAACAGCUCCGGAUCAAUCCAGGCAAAUCAGAAAGACAAGUAAAGGUCCUUUAUCAGUAGUCGCGGUUCGCAGUCGGAAGUCAGUUGAAUCUCAUCUGCCCUGGAGGAAGCAUCCCGAAUCCUCUUGGUCGGUGGUCCUGUUCCCGUGUGUCCUUUUCGUUGGGUUUCUGCUCUUAUCAACUUUGUAAACUUUUGACCCUUGAGGGGACUUUGCGCAGUGAUUAUACAUAUUUGGUGCAAAACUGGUGUGCGCGAAAACAGAACUUUUAUUUCUCCUCGUACCGAUUGUGAAAACUAUGUUCCCCAACAAGAACUGACUAGUGCGAUAACUGAGUUGCCCUACUGUUUGAGAGGUACAAAAAAGUAACAGUUUCCCCCCAAAAUGUCUACCGUAUUUAAAGCGAAACAGUUGGAGGAGGCGAAGCGGAUGUGCGAGAUAACGAUCACCUGUCCACAAGAGGCACAAACGAAGAGCAGCCUGAUCGUGGUGUCCAAUCGGUUGCCGUUCGUAUUGAAACGGGACCCCAGAAGUGGACAGCUGAGCCGUCAUGCCAGCGCCGGUGGUCUGGUAACGGCCGUGGCUCCAGUCGUCAUCAAAGGCAAAGGCCUCUGGGUCGGUUGGUCUGGAUUGACGCUGACCGAUGAGGAGGAAAAUGCCAUUCCAGAGUCCGACCCAUCUGACAUGACCCCAACGGCUGGGCUGAAGUCCGAGCAGGUCGUUUCGGUUAAUGUGGAGCCGAAAUUGUUCGACGACUACUAUAACGGGUGCUGCAAUGGAACUUUCUGGCCCUUGUUCCACUCGAUGCCAGGAAGAGCUUCAUUUUGCGCUAGUAACUGGCGAGCAUACUAUGCGGUGAAUAAGGAGUUCGCAGCCAAAACUAUCCAUGCCUUGGAGAGAUGUAUAAAGCAGAAUAAAAAUCCUGGUAUUCCGAUUGUUUGGAUUCAUGACUACCAUCUGAUGCUGGCCGCAAACUGGGUUCGGGAAGCUGCCGACGAAAGAAAUUUGCCCUGCCACAUAGCAUUUUUCCUGCACAUACCCUUCCCGCCAUGGGAUAUUUUCCGUUUAUUCCCGUGGUCAGAUGAAAUCCUACAGGGGAUGCUAGCUUGUGACAUGGUAGGAUUCCACAUUCGAGACUAUUGUGUAAAUUUUGUAGAUUGCUGCCAGAGGAAUCUCGGAUGUCGUUCAGAUCGCAAGAACUUGUUAGUCGAACAUGGAGGGCGUUCGGUGCGUGUUAGACCACUACCGAUUGGAAUUCCGUUCGACCGUUUUGUUGACUUGGCGAAAAAAGCCAAGCGCGUUAUUAAAACAAAUCAGAAAAUCAUCCUCGGUGUAGAUCGACUGGAUUACACCAAAGGACUGGUCAAUCGUCUUAAGGCAUUCGAAGUUCUUCUGGAGAAACAUCCGGAGCAUCGAGAGAAUGUAAGCAUGCUUCAGAUCUCCGUACCUUCACGAACUGAUGUGAAGGAGUAUCAAGAACUCAAAGAGGAAAUGGAUCAAUUAGUAGGGCGCAUCAACGGCAGGUUUACCACCGCCAAUUGGUCUCCAAUACGCUACAUCUUCGGUUGUGUUGGUCAGGAAGAGCUGGCUGCCUUCUAUCGGGAAGCAUCCGUAUGUCUGGUUACUCCCCUGCGAGAUGGAAUGAAUCUAGUCGCGAAGGAAUUCGUUGCCUGCCAAAUAAACGAACCGGCUGGUGUUCUGAUCGUAUCUCCCUUUGCUGGGGCCGGAGAAACGAUGCACGAAGCACUGCUCUGCAAUCCGUACGAAAUCGAGUCCGCUGCCGAGGUCAUACACCGGGCCCUGACCAUGCCGGAAGAUGAGCGAUCACUGCGGAUGGCUCGCAUGCGGCGACGUGAAAUGCAACAGGAUGUUAACAGCUGGAUGAGGCAGUUCCUGAAGGCGAUGGACUCGCUAGAGGAGGACGAAAUCGGUACCACAACGAUGCAACCGGUAGCAGUGGACGAUUUCGACGAGUACCUGCUGAACUACGUCGGCUACAACCACAAACUGGCCCUGCUGCUGGACUACGAUGGUACCCUGGCCCCGAUUGCGCCUCAUCCGGACCUGGCAACACUGCCACCGGAAACGAAAAACGUGCUGCAGCGGCUGUCCAAUCACUCGGACGUGUACAUUGCCGUGAUUUCGGGUCGCAACGUGGAAAACGUCAAGAAGAUGGUCGGAAUCGAAGGGAUAACCUACGCCGGCAAUCACGGGCUGGAAAUUCUGCACCCUGACGGUAGCAAAUUUAUCCAUCCCAUGCCGAUGGAAUACGAGGGCAAAGUAACCGAGCUGUUGAAGGCGCUCCAGGAAGAGGUUUGUCACGAUGGCGCAUGGGUUGAGAAUAAGGGAGCGUUGCUAACGUUCCACUACCGGGAAACACCGACCGAGAUGCGAGGUGAGCUGGUGGAGAAGGCACGACAUCUGAUCAAUCACCAUGGUUUCCGGACGGCCGAAGCUCACUGUGCCGUUGAAGCAAAGCCCCCGGUUCAGUGGAACAAAGGUCGGGCCUCGAUCUACAUCCUGCGUACAGCUUUCGGCGUUGAUUGGAGCGAACGUAUCAAGAUCAUCUACGCUGGUGACGACGUUACUGAUGAGGACGCAAUGAUGGCCCUCAAGGGAAUGGCAGCGACGUUCCGGGUUACCAGCUCGCAAAUCGUACGAACAUCGGCCGAGCGACGUCUCCCAUCAACGGAUUCGGUGCUGACCAUGCUGAAGUGGGUCGAACGCCACUUUAUGCGCCGCAAGCCUCGCUCCAACAGCCUGACCUACAAGAACCGCAAGAAGGACGGCGUCAAGAUGCAGCUGGCAUUCGAUUUGGUACCGAAUACAAGUCCCGCCAACAGUGCUGCCAACAGUUCCGACGAGCGAGAUUAACAUUUGGUGCAGGAAACGUGCAACUGAGUCUGUGUUUGUUAUUGUCAGUAGUGAUGUUUGUGCAAUGUCCUAUUUUAAAUGCAAUACCCUUCCAUGCUAGUGAAAUCUGAUUUUGCUGAUGGUGUUAUAGUGUUUCUAAAUGUUACAUUUAGUGAGCGAUUAUAGUUGAUAUUUUAAAAAAUUUAUG